AUGGAAUCCGCUCUACCCACCGCUCGUUUGGUUCACCUCUCAAAAUGGGCCAGCAAGGAGGGCUACGGGUUCACAGUGAAGGAAUUCAAGGACAAGAAAGAAUAUCGUGUAAAGACUCUGGAGGCUGAUAUGCCUGCAGCGGCUGCCGGCAUCAUGGCAAAUGACUGCAUUAUUGAGGUCAACGGCAUCCCAACAAGUACCCUGGAUUAUGCUGGUUUGGUGAAUGAAAUUAAGCGGAACCCCCAGAAAGUCGUCUUAAGGCUCCUUCAACCUUACGAGAAAGAGUUGAUUAAAAAACGCGGUGUUGACGUCACAUCGAAGGCGUGUCCCGUAGAAGUUGUGAAGGGGCGUAGAGAAAGCGAUGACACCACAAAGAUGGUCGCUGAAAAAAUGGCUGCCAACACCGUGGAGAAAAGCCUCAUUCGCUGCGACGCAAAUACCGCCGUGACCCUGUGCAAACAAAGACUCGACCUUCUGUCCUCAUUAUAA
This is a messenger RNA of Mesocestoides corti, 489 nucleotides long. Lineage: Eukaryota; Metazoa; Platyhelminthes; Cestoda; Cyclophyllidea; Mesocestoididae. The record is from the annotation of a GenBank genome assembly.